This is a messenger RNA of Trichoderma virens Gv29-8, 2307 nucleotides long. RefSeq lists its product as uncharacterized. Lineage: Eukaryota; Fungi; Ascomycota; Sordariomycetes; Hypocreales; Hypocreaceae. The transcript has 6 exons. Gene Ontology annotation, molecular function: ATP binding; protein kinase activity. The coding region runs from base 1 to 2307 and encodes 768 amino acids. The record is from RefSeq and is a predicted model, not a curated record. Gene Ontology annotation, biological process: protein phosphorylation.
AUGCCGUCGCCGUUGCCCCAUCUCAUCGUGCGCCGCACAGCGGUAAAGCAGACGCCUCUUACGCCAGCCCGAAACAUCUCGGCCAUUCGAUCAGCCUUGCUUCGCGGCGACAGAGUUGUGACUCUUCACAACACCAGCAGAAUCCUUCCGGAGCACGUUGACAACAUCAGGGUCCCCUAUCAUCCAAAGCACAUGCAACAUGAUCAGCUAUUCGAAUGGCCUUUUGGUGACCAGUAUGGCGAUUCCCGUAGCAGCCACUCAUAUCAACCAAGACAGGUCGGCCAAUUUAUUGAUCUCUUAGAAUGGGAUGGCUUCAGACUCGAAUGGAUCAAAGUGCUCGGCCAAGGCGGCUUCGGCAUAGCUACGCUUUGGCACGUCAUCUUUGAAGACCACAGCCACAUCAAAGUUGUCAUCAAGAUACCUGUCCGUGUGAACGCUGACUUUGAUAGCGAGCUAGACUGGCAUCUGAGAUAUGGGGGCGCUUCUCACGUUACUCAAUCUCUAGACAUACAAGCAAUGGCUGACAGCGUUAGGCGUAGGAUCAACAGGGGCCACAUGAUAGGCCGAGGGGCGCGAUUUGUGCAAACUAACAUGAGUGUUCUUGUUCUAGAGUAUGCAGAGCAUGGGAGCCUUUACGAGAUGUUGGCCAAGGCUUCGUAUUUUGACAUUAGCUUUUCGAACAAGGUACUGUGGGAGAUUUGGGAAUGCUUGGUGAAAGGCGUUAUAUCGACGGCAUUGCAACCAGACGCAUCACAGCGAUGGGGGGUGGAUGGCCUCGAUAAGGUACUGGACUCGCUGGACGAUGUUCAAAAUAUUGAUGAACUCCUUAGGGUCUGUACAUUAAUUGACAGUCAUGAUGUGCACUUUGAUCUGGAAGAGCAAAACAUUCUCGUUUCUGAAGAUGCUCAGCAUUCACACCAUCCUAUUUUCAAGCUUCACGAUUUCGGAGAAUUCAGCAAAAGGAUGAGGGAGUGCUGGCAACACUGGAAAGAAGCUGACUACUGGAAAGUGAGAAAGUGUCCCAAAUCCAACCGCACUCCUCCGGAAACGAUUUCAAAAGAUUGGGACAAGGUUGAUCUAAGUAAUCCGGGCCCAGUAUCAAGAUUCACCGGUGAAUCCUUUGAUCCUCAGCAUAAUGAAGUCGCAGGACGAUAUGGUACUUGGACAAACAUCUUUAUGAUAGCUAAAAUUAUGGAAGCCGUCAUCACAAAGAACUGGGUAGGACACCCAAUGACCACGAUGAGCUACACGGCUCAAGACAGAAGAUGUAUAGGCGGCUCUUACGGCUGGCGCAUAUGCAGACAGAGAUAUGACUACAUCGAGGCGGAGCUUCUCGAUCUCAUCAUUCAGUGCCAGUACGAGAAACCGGCGGACCGCCCCCAACUGGCCUAUCUGCUGAGGAAGAUUUGCGACCGCAAACAUCGUGGUUUCCCAGAGUCUGAUGAUGAGACGCGCAGCUUCUGGGAUGACUUUUGGGCACGUACAAAAACCAAUCCAAUUCCUUUCUCACAGGCUUCCAUAGUUGAGAUUCCAGGUCUAGAGAAUUAUGGCAACAACGGAUUGCCCAUUGCUCAAGCGACGAACCGCAAUAUUCCGCCGUCACUAUAUGCACAGGCCGGGAAUCCGCCCAUCACGAAUGUAGCCGCUCUGCGACGCAAAAGCCACCGAUCACCACUCAUUGUAUCUUCCGCAGAUUCAUCUACAAAUCAUCGUUACCCACGGACGGGGAGAGCUAAUCCAGCAGUCGCUACACGUGUGCCCUCUCUGCGACGCAAAAGCCAUCGGUCGCCACUCAGUGCGUCUUCUGCAGAUUCAUCUACAAAUCUUCACCCGCAAGCAGCUUUGGCCCCCGGCGCACGCAGGGCGAGAACUAAUCCAGGAGUUGUUACACGUGUACCCUCUCUGCGGCGCAAAAGCCAUCGAUCGCCACUCAGCGUAUCUUCGCCAGGAUCAUCUAUGUAUUUUAGCCACGAAAGACCUUCCAUGUUUGGCCAGACGACGGGAGCGGGCCCAGCAGCUAAUCUACAGACUCAACGAAGACGGCCAUCCUCCGGUGACGAUUCCGCAGGUGAAGGACCAUCAAGGGGAACGAGGAGGCAGAAACAUGUCCGGUUUGGCAGAUUCCCGGUGUCUACGGAUAGGACCGUAGUGGCCUCUCCUGGCAGUGAAAUGGAUAUCUCAAUAGGCGAUGGACCAGAAAGCAGAGGCAUGGCAAGUAUGAUGGACUUGGAUGAAGAUGAGGAUCAAAGCGGCGAAGCUAUGGAUGAAGAUGAAGAAGAUGAGCCUAUGGGUGAGAAUUCUUGGUGA